Tetrapisispora phaffii CBS 4417 is the source of this 324-nucleotide messenger RNA. RefSeq names its product chromatin DNA-binding EKC/KEOPS complex subunit GON7 (gene GON7). The record is from RefSeq and is a predicted model, not a curated record. The transcript has a single exon. Bases 1 to 324 code for a protein of 107 amino acids. Lineage: Eukaryota; Fungi; Ascomycota; Saccharomycetes; Saccharomycetales; Saccharomycetaceae.
AUGUCAUUGCCUUCUGCUUUAUAUAAUUCUAAAACAUUUGGUGAGAAAAAAUUUGAAGUUGAUCCUUCAAAGCCUCAAUACCAGACAACAAAUGGUGCAACUACCGGUCCAAGUGAACAUGUUCUUAAUGCAGGCCAAGUAGAUAUAGAUAGGCCUUCCGAACCAAAAUUGAAAGAAGACAAUUCUAACCAAGUAACAUACUUGAGUAAUUUAAGAUGCCAAUUAACCGGCUUACAAGAUGAUAUUAAUGUGUUUUUAACUGAAAAGAUGGAAUUAGCAAAGGGAAAGAAAAUAAAAGUAGCAUCAAAUAAAGAUACAGAUUAA